GGCGCCCGGCUGGUUGCUAGCUACCGCCGUCGCCCGCCGCGCCGCUCGGCCGCUUCAUUGUCGCCCCGGGACGGGAGGCCGCGCGGGGUCGGGGCGCGAGGUCGCCGCCCGAAGGCUGGACCCCUCGCGUCCCAGUCCGGCCUGCCCCACGCAGCCCACGCCCGCAGCUCGGGGGUCCGCGCAGAGAGGGGCCCUCGCAGGUGCUGGAUCUUCGCCAAGCGGGGAGGUCCCUCAAGCGGGGGUCCGCUCAGCCGGGGAGUCCCCUCCCACCAGGCCGCUGUCUCCAUGAAAGGCGCCCAGCCUGUGGGCAGCCCCGCAGGGGCCCCGGGGAGCAGCCCAGAAGGUGUGGACCUGACACUGACCGGCUUCCCGCCACCCUUGUCCCGCCGGCCUGGCAGUGCCACAGCCACCAAGCCCCUGACCCGCUCUGUGUCUGCUGUGGCGGGCAGCGGGCCGCGGAGGAGGGCACAGGACCCCGCAGGGCCUGGAGUACCCCCAGCUGUGAACAACCUGCGCCGAUCCAGCAGUGCCACCCAGGUGAACCCACCGCCCGCGAGCCAGGCCUGGACCGACCCCCCCAGGCCGGUGGAGCCCCUGGAUUUCCUGGCACUGUUCGAGGGCAGCCCUGAUGGGCAAAAGCAGACAUGCAGUCUGGGGAAAGUUGCCAGUGAUCAGGGAGCCACGUGGAACAUUCUGGACGAGCAGCCCAGGGCCUCCCCGCCGCCCAUGGACCCCCGGAGCCCCCCCAGUGCCCCUGAGGUCCGUGCUGGCCCAAGGAGGAGGGAGUGUGCGGUGACCCUGGCGCCCAGCUUCACAGCCAACAACAGGAGCAGCAAAGGAGCGGUGGGCAACCGAGUCACAGCCAUGGUGCAUAACCGUCACAGCCCUGCAGAGAAGGCGCCGCCCCCCAAGAGCUCCAACCACACAGCUCUUUCCCUCAACAACAUCCUCAAGGCGGCCUCCCACGAGGUCCAGGAGAGCGGAAGCUUCCAGAAGCUGCAGAAGAAUCUGGCCAGCAGCAACCAGGGGGCCCGGAACAACACCAGGGGGCCCCUGGGCCCCCUCAGGAGGAAGGAGGUGACGGAGGAGGAGGCUGAGAGGUUCAUCAACCGGGUGAACCAGGCGGCUGUCACCAUUCAGCGCUGGUACCGGCAGCAGGCCCAGCGGUGGACGGGAGCAGCCUCCGGGGAGCAAGAGAGGAAGCCGCAGCUCCCAGGAGACGGGAACAUGCUGGACGUGCACCGCCAGAAGGAGGCAGCCAGGAGGAAGGCCAGGGAGGAGAAGGCGCGGCAGGCCAGGCAGGCGGCCAUGCAGGAACUGCAGCAGAAGCGAGCCCUGAGGCAGGGCACCCUGGAGCUGGCCCCCAGGCGGGCACGCCCCCGACUCUCACCAGCCCACAAAGCCAACAACACAGGGGCCGAACCCCACACUGCAGCACAGCAAGAUGCUUGCCAGCCGCCCACGGAAGUGUCCCCACAGCCGCAACUGUUUCCAGAGCCCAGGAAGCAGGACCCCGUCUCCCACGAGGCAGCCGGCGGGGACCGGGAGGCCCCAGAAGCUUCCAGGAGCAGGGCCAAGUCCAGAGCGAUGCUGGACGAACUACUGGACACUCUGAAACUGCUGGAGGAAGAGCCUGAGCCGCUGCCGCCGCCCAGGACCUACCGACAGGACAGAUACGCCUGGAGUGAUGAGGAGGACGGGGCCAGCUCCCUGACUGCUGAUAACCUGGAGAAGCUGGGGACGCUCAGUGCUGGCGCGGGGCCCCCCGAAGCCGGGACGCUGCUGUCGGAGGCCAAGCUGCAGAGCAUACUGAGCUUUCUGGACGAGAUGGAGAAGUCCGGGCAGGACCGGCCCAGCCCCGCCCCGCAGGGGCCCCUACUGGAGGACGGGCCGGGGCGCCCCGUGCCCGAAGCCGGCACAUCCCUGAUGCGGCUGCAGCUGGAGGUGGAGGAGAAGAAGCGGGCCGCGGCGCUGCUGCAGAGGGCACUGGCGCAGCAGCGGGACCUGGCGGAGCGGCGGGUCAAGGAGACGGAGCGGGAGCUGGGCCGGCAGCUGCGGCAGCAGCAGGAGCACUACGAGGCCACCAUCCAGCGGCACCUGUGCUUCAUCGACCAGCUGAUCGAAGAUAAGAAGGUCCUGACUGAGAAGUGUGAGGCGGUGGUGACCGAGCUGAGGUCGGGUGAGCAGCGGCACCGCGAGCAGGAGGCCCGCACGCAGGAGCAGCACCGCCUGGAGGUCAAGAAGCUGAAAGAAGUCAUGAGCGCCACGGAGAAGGUGCGCAGAGAAAAGUGGAUCAAUGAGAAGACGCGCAAGAUCAAGGAGAUCACAGUCCGAGGCCUGGAGCCCGAGAUCCAGAAGCUGAUCGCCAAGCACAAGCAGGAGGUGAAGCGACUCAAGGGGCUGCACGAGGCGGAGCUGGCGCAGGCGGCGGCGCGCGCGGCCGAGCUGUACGGGCGGCAGGCCGAGGAGCUGCGGGCCCGCCUGGAGCGCGAGAAGGAGGCGCUGGGCCAGCAGGAGCGCGAGCGCGCGCAGCAGCGCCUGGAGCAGCACCUGGAGCAGGAGCAGCGGGCCUUGCAGCAGCGGCGGCGGCAGCUCUACAGCGAGGUGGCCGAGGAGAAGGAGAGGCUGGGCCAGCAGGCCGCCAGGCAGCGCGCCGAGCUGGAGGAGCUGCGGCGGCAGCUGGAGGCGAGCAGUGCGGCGGGCGGCCGGGCGCUGCGGGCCGAGUUCGACAAGGAGCGGGAGGCGCAGGAGCAGCGGCACCAGGUGGAGCUGAAGGCCCUGCGGGACCAGCUGGAGCAGGAGAGACAAGUGUGGGAAGCCAGUUGCGCCCGGAAGGAGGAAGCCCGGCUGCUCAGCCGGGAGCGGGAGCUGAAGGAGGAGAUCCGGCGAGGCCGCGACAAGGACAUCGAGCUGGUCAUCCACCGGCUGGAGGCUGACAUGACGCAGGCCCGAGAAGAGGGCGAGCGGGCCACCGAGAGCCGCAUCCAGCGCAUCCGGGACAAGUACCAGACGGAGCUGGCGGAGCUGGAGCGCUCGGAGCGGCAGCUGCAGGAGCGCUGCGCGCAGCUGCGGGGCCGCCUGGGGGAGGCCGAGGGCGAGGGCGUGCGCCUGCGGGGCCUGCUGCAGCAGAAGGAGCGGGAGCUGGCCGACACGCGGGCGGUAAACGAGCAGCUGACCGCGGAGCGCCGAGACCUGGCCCAGGUGCUCCGCCAGGAGUUCGCCGAUCGCCUGGCGGCCUCGGAGGAGGAGACGCGGCAGGUCAGGGCUGAGCUGGCCGUGCUGCGUGCCCAACAGCAGCUGGAGCUGGAGCAGCUGACGCGGGACAAGCAGGCCGAGCUGGAGGCGGUGCACGGGAGGUGGGCGCGGUGGGCGGCAGAGCAGCACCCCCGCAGUGAGGGGUGUGGGGAGCCCGAGGCUAUCUGUGCCAGGCUCAUCCUGCACCCUGAGCCCCCCAGAGGCAGCCGCAUGCAGAGGGUGGGACCUGGGGCGCUGAGCAGCCCCAGCCCGCCCAUGGGCAGUGCAGGGCAAGUGGAGGCGGACUGCGGUCCCACCGCGGGAUGCAGCCGACCUGCUCUCACUGGCCGCCUGACCCCAGAGCCGGUGGGCUUAGGCAGGACGGCUGCCCGCCCUCCUGCCCCUGGGCUGGAGGUCGCCCAGCGGCUCCCUGCCCACUGUGUGCCCCCGCAGGGUGAAAGUGGCGCUGGCCAAGAAGGAGGAGGCCGUGAGCAGCCUUCGGAGGCAGCAUGAGGCGGCGGUGAAACGGGCUGACCACCUGGAGGAGCUCCUGGAACUGCGGCGGCGGCCAGGCCCCAAUGCCCCGUGAGACCGUGCCCAGCCAUGCCCUGCGUGCCCACGCGGCACACUGCCGCAGUAAAGAAUUCUUUUCUGUUCA
Sorex araneus (European shrew) is the source of this 3892-nucleotide messenger RNA. It is a transcript of the gene CEP131, whose product is annotated as centrosomal protein 131. Gene Ontology annotation, cellular component: centriolar satellite. NCBI's taxonomy places the organism in Eukaryota, Metazoa, Chordata, Mammalia, Eulipotyphla, Soricidae. Bases 286 to 3747 code for a protein of 1153 amino acids. The record is from RefSeq and is a predicted model, not a curated record. The transcript has 25 exons. Gene Ontology annotation, biological process: cilium assembly; regulation of centrosome duplication; intraciliary transport involved in cilium assembly.